AAUGUUGCUGCAAGGCCGAAGUGCUCCAGAGAUGCCUUAGGGUGCAGCUUUGUCCUCCCCAGCUAUGCUCCUGGCCCGCUGACCCCCGCGUGCUUCAAGAGAGUGGGGGUGGGAAAGCCCGAGAUCUAUAAGCUAAAUGCGGGCGAGGAGAAGGGAAGACCAUCCCGUAGUGGUGUGCGCCGCUCUCCCCACCCCCCUUUCCUCAUAGGCGUCCUCCCUGCGGUGUAUCCUUGGGGACCGGGCAAGGGAGGAUCCUAGCCUAAGGCGCGGCAGCAGCUAUGGGCGCGCUGUGGGUCUCAAGCCCGAGUCUGGUCUGAGGCACAGGCAGAAGGAGAAGGCUCGCGGCUUGCUGUCUCUCUUCCAUGCCUCCCUUCCCUGCCUGGCUUUUGUGUUGGUGCUUCGGAAAUGUGGGGAGGGUGAGCUGGAGGAGAAGGAGGGGGACCUAGGUUGAGAGGCACCCCCUGCACGCGCGCGCGCACGGUGCCGGCGCACGCACACACGCGCGGACACACACUCACGGACACGCACACACACGCACAAAGCUCGCUCGCCUCGAGCGCACUAACGUGGCCGUUUUCUUUGUGUGGAGCCCUCAAGGGGGGUUGGGGCCCCAGUUUGGUCCCGUCCUGGGGAGAUGGCGCAGCCCAUCCUGGGCCAUGGGAGCCUGCAACCUGCCUCCACCGCUGGUCUGGCAUCCCUGGAGCUCGACUCGUCGCUGGACCAGUACGUGCAGAUUCGCAUCUUCAAAAUCAUCGUGAUUGGGGACUCCAACGUGGGCAAGACCUGCUUGACCUUCCGCUUCUGCGGCGGGACCUUCCCGGACAAGACUGAAGCCACCAUCGGUGUGGACUUCAGGGAGAAGACCGUGGAAAUCGAGGGCGAGAAGAUCAAGGUUCAAGUGUGGGACACAGCAGGUCAGGAACGCUUCCGCAAAAGCAUGGUCGAGCAUUACUACCGCAAUGUGCAUGCAGUGGUCUUUGUCUAUGACGUCACCAAGAUGACAUCCUUCACCAACCUCAAAAUGUGGAUCCAAGAAUGCAAUGGGCAUGCUGUGCCCCCGCUAGUACCGAAAGUGCUUGUGGGCAACAAGUGUGACUUGAGGGAACAGAUCCAGGUGCCCUCCAACUUAGCCCUGAAAUUUGCCGAUGCCCACAACAUGCUCUUGUUUGAGACAUCGGCCAAGGACCCCAAAGAGAGCCAGAACGUAGAGUCAAUUUUCAUGUGCCUGGCUUGCCGAUUGAAGGCGCAGAAAUCCCUGCUCUAUCGUGAUGCUGAGAGGCAGCAGGGGAAGGUACAGAAACUGGAGUUCCCACAGGAGGCUAACAGCAAAACUUCCUGUCCCUGUUGAAACCAAAUGAUGUAAAUACAAGAUCAGUCAUCACUAGAGUUUUUUCUUUCCCUUUUUUUCUGUGUCUGCAUAACGCUGACACCUGCUUGUUUCCAUACAAAUUGAUAUUAAAAUAGAAUUUGUAUAGAUUA
Molecule: messenger RNA, 1479 nt
Organism: Myotis daubentonii (Daubenton's bat)
Lineage: Eukaryota; Metazoa; Chordata; Mammalia; Chiroptera; Vespertilionidae
Gene: RAB33A
Product: RAB33A, member RAS oncogene family
Biological process (GO): Rab protein signal transduction
Molecular function (GO): GTP binding; GTPase activity
Source: RefSeq, a predicted model, not a curated record